Messenger RNA from Aspergillus alliaceus, 3297 nucleotides. Its product is annotated as putative C6 transcription factor. Lineage: Eukaryota; Fungi; Ascomycota; Eurotiomycetes; Eurotiales; Aspergillaceae. The coding region runs from base 1 to 3297 and encodes 1098 amino acids. The transcript has 7 exons. The record is from RefSeq and is a predicted model, not a curated record. Gene Ontology annotation, biological process: regulation of DNA-templated transcription; DNA-templated transcription. Gene Ontology annotation, molecular function: DNA binding; zinc ion binding; DNA-binding transcription factor activity, RNA polymerase II-specific.
AUGGACAUGAGCCCAACGAGCACGUCGCCCGGUUAUGGGCCCUCGAAUCCGGGUGCGACAGCCCAGUUGAAUAAUUCAUCCGCGCCUGUAUCUACCCCACUGUCGACGGUGUCCCGGCCCUCGACGGCGAAGGCCGGAGCUCGUCAGAUUACCCGAAAUCGCGCCAGCUAUAGCUGCCACAUUUGUCGGAGGCGGAAGGUGAAAUGCGACAAGGUGCAUCCUGUGUGCGGAAACUGCGUGAAGAACGGAACCGAGUGUAUCUACGAUGCCGCGCCACAGAAAGAUGUCGGGCCGCACAAUGGUCAAACGAGGUGUGGACAUGGUAUCAAGCGGAGGAGGGAGACUUCACGGCCACUGGAUGAUGAUAUCGACGAUAUCAGUUCGCUUUAUGGGCAUUUGAGGCAGGUUGGGUCUCCCGAGCAGAAUUAUGGGUCGCAGGCGAUCGAAGCGCGGUUGGACAAGCUCACGUCGAUGAUUGAGCGGCUUAGCAAGUCUAAUGUGCCCUUGGAUGCGGCGGAAAGGCAUUUGCUAGCUCAGAACGCCAGCCUUGAGCUGGGGAGGGGUGAUGCUCGACCUGGGAAUGGCGCCACUGUGAAAUCGGCUGGUACGUCUAGGCCAGAUAGCCCGCGCCGCGCGGAUUCGAGCAGCGACGAAUUUCCUAUUCCUGCCGGGCAUGCUACAGACCUGGUGGAUCCGAUUGGUAGCUUGAACCUGGGCCAUUUAAGCCUGGAGGAUGGCGGCAGGUCGAGAUAUGUUGGGACAACCUAUUGGGCUUAUAUAUCGCAUGAGAUCAAUGAGCUCAACCAGUUGCUUAAAUACCAGAAUCGCUCGCACAACGACACUGCAACUAAUGAAAGCUCUGCUGAUGAAAAUAUGACGGAUACGAUGGCAAAGUCUUCACGCAGUCCAUGGAAGGCAUCGGUUGAUAGCCCUAGUGGAACCGCCCGAGAUCGAAUGUCUAGUGGCGAGGAAUUCCAGAAGUCUGUGCUGUUUCCUACAGGCGAUUCUCCCUCUGUGAAAGAGAAGCAUGUCGAACCAGAAAUGCUUGAUCAUGUGCCGACGAAACGACAAAGUCAUAUCCUGUACAAAGGAUUCAUGUCUGGAAUCCAUGCUAUCAGCCCAGUGAUCCACCCUCCAACUAUUCUAAAGCUAUAUAACUCCUUUUGGGACUGGUAUGAUUAUAGCAGUUAUUCUGGAGACCCUUGUCCAGACCCCUCAUUUAUUCCUCUUCUUUACGCUAUUUGGUACGGUGGAUCGGUAACAAUAUCGAUUCGGACUAUCAAAGCUGAAUUCAACGUCUCUUCGCGGUCCGCGCUUUCAAAGACCUUCAAUGACGAGGUAACGCGGUGGCUAACGAAAAUAUCGUUUCCGCGCAGCCCUUCAUUACAAGGCCUAGCUGCGUAUCUCCUAGUCCAAACGAUACUUUCAAAGGAAGAAGAACCGCUAACAAGCAGCUUGUUCAUUAGUCUUGCCAUGAGAGUAGCACAGACGAUGGGCUUGCAUCGAGAUCCUGCUAAAUUUGGGAUCAAACCUUUUGAGGCUGAGUACCGACGUCGGAUAUGGUGGCAUGUCGUGCAUAUGGAUGGCGUUGUCGCUAUGUCUAGUGGCCUGCCUCCUCUGGUUAGCGAUGAGAACUUCUGGGAUGUUCGUGACGCCAGCGAAGUCAAGGAUACGCUUUUAGGGACUCCCGAGGCCGAAAAAUAUGAGGAAUUGGUGGCAUCCGGUAUGCGGUCACCCGAUAAUCCUGAUGACCCGACUCUAUGCGGUGGACCAUCUAUGGUCAACGUGUAUUAUCUAUCAGCUAAGGGCAAAUAUGUCAUGGCUCGCGCUGUCCGCCGGAUAUUGAAGAUCCAACUAGGCACAAAACCCGUGACACGAAGAGACAUGGAGGAGCUCAGGUCAAUCCUACUUGACCUGCAGCUCAAGCUCAAUUCUAUAAUUAAUCGAAUCCCAGAAAUCGACAAUCGUAACAUGUCUUCAAAUGACAGAUCGCUUUCGUUCUCGGUCUCUCCGGUAGAGAUGAGAACUAGCGAUAUAGAGCUCCCUGGAGAAGGGCCCGGUGGCUGUGUGGAACAAUAUCAUUCUCCCGUUCUCAUUUCCUUCCAUAAAUGGGCAAGGAUACUACUGUCUCUCUUUAUUGAUAAGGCGUUUUGUGUCGCCUAUCAACCAUUCCUUAAGAACGCUAAGAGCCGUAUUUGGCCAGCUGCAAGGCAUAGUGCUCUGCGGCACUGUCAUGGCUUCAUGGAGAAGUUCAUAUCUCUUGCCACUGACCCUGACUUUCAACCUUUCCAAUGGAGCUGGCCAGGCAAUCACCAACCAAUGCAUGCCGCCAUGAUCAUGCUCAUCGAUCUCCAUGAACGACCCUAUAGCCCUGAGGCUCCUAAGUCGAGGGCAUUCAUCGACAGAAUAUUUUCACUCACCGGGCCAGAUGGAGGUGUCGUCGGCGGCGAGGACGGCAUCUCAGCCCAACGGCCCCUGAAAGACGGCGGCCGCGAGGCAUGGGAUAUGAUUCGCAGACUGCGCCAGAACGCAUGGCAGAAAGCCGGUCUGGAUCCACAUAAGCUAUGGACUGAACAAGCCCAGAUUCAAGCUGGUGCAGCCUCUGGACCCGAUGAAUAUCCCUGUGCCUCCAAUCCCUACUACGCUAAGAGUGGUUCUACGGCCCCGACUCCAUCCAUGGCGACAAUGACAUCCCGACAACAGCUGGCAGACUUCUCGAAGAUGUUCUACAACAUGACACGUUCACAUAUGCUUCCUAACCCCGUCUCCACUCUCCGACCUAGUCCCCUUCGACACCAAUUACCCCAAACCUCAGCUCCGACUUCCGUCCCGGAGACGCCCCCAGGUCUGACUACACCGCAGAUCUCCCACUCAUCUGCACCAAAGGCUAAUUCGGUCGAAACUCCUUCCCCUGCUUCCGUUAUCUCCUCUCCUGACCGCAUCCCAACCCUUCCAACCGCAAUGCCCUUUACCCAAUCCACCGGCGCCGCGACUCCACCCUUUCCCUUGCCCUUCAUGGACAUGGCCUCGCCGAGCGCACAGUCAAUUACUGCCGGCCCAACGCCGCCCUCGAUGAUGGACCCGAAUCUCAACUUCGACUGGGACCAAUGGGAUGCCGUCUUCGGACAGCAUCUCCCUGUCGCAGACGAGCUGAUGGAGUUAGAUCCCGUCGCGGGGUUCGAGUUGGGGGAUCUCGGUAGUGGAGUGGUUGGCGGUAACAGUCGGACCGCUAGUUUGGCUGAUAGUGACACCGGCCUUGGGAGUAUCCCUGGUCCGGAUUGGGUUGGUUAUUGUUGA